UAUUGAUGUGCAAAAUGGUAUUCUCAUUAAGAAAGCUUGAAUUGAAGAAAUAAGAGAACACUUGCAAAUAUUUCCUGUUAUUAAAAUGAUUAGAUAAUAAUUUUAAGACCAUGUCAAGAUCUCCAAACAUUAAAGGUAUAAAAUUGGGCAAUGCCCCCAGAGAAAUAUCACUGUCGCAACAGAGUAAUCAAGAUGAAGUUCAUCGCUAUCCUUUACCUCCUGUGCUUCAUUGUUGCUGCAGCAUCCACCAGCAGCACGACAACCACGACGGAGGCCUCCACUACUUCUACUACAGCUUCGUCGGUCCCAGCGCCAGUUCCGUGCGGAAAUGGGCCCCAAGGACCUUGUGCCAAAAAACUAUACUUUUUCUACUAACGCACUGUUUGAGCCUUGCAUAAUACCCAUAAAUAAAA
This is a messenger RNA of Drosophila santomea, 413 nucleotides long. RefSeq lists its product as uncharacterized. The record is from RefSeq and is a predicted model, not a curated record. The coding region runs from base 151 to 375 and encodes 74 amino acids. The transcript is spliced from 2 exons. NCBI's taxonomy places the organism in Eukaryota, Metazoa, Arthropoda, Insecta, Diptera, Drosophilidae.